AUGCCCAACGGACUCACCUAUCCCGGUCUACGAUGUGUAUUGGAAUAUUUGGAAGCAGCUCGAAGACUUCAUAUCACCGCCCGUAGCCCCUCUCUCAAACGGAUCGACAAAUCGAUUCCUCUUCGCUUCGAGAAACUUGAUAUAGGCAAUUGGUAUCCAAUCGUCAAUGAUUUAACGAUUGAUUUCUUCAAAAAUGAGAUAAUAUCAUUUUAUCUAUCAAAAAGUCCUGAGAAAAAGCACAAACAACGUACGCCAGUAAAGUCAGAAAAAGCGUUGGAUAUGUGGCUUCACUAUUAUUUUGGAUCAAAAUCAAUAAUGCAUGUAAACAAGAUGGCAUUCAGUUGCUGUCUGCGUAAUUUUACUCUAUCUGAAAACCUUAACUUGAAAGUAAACGAGCUGGACACUCAGCACUCCUCCUUCGAUGAAUUUCUACCAUUUAUUGAUCCGCAGAGUUUUCCUCUCAGACGUCUUACAACAAAAGUUAGAGGACCAGAAUUUUUCGAUCAUCCAGUACUUUUGUCCGCUGAUCAUCUGCUUAUUAUUAUAACCCCCUUGUGCCGAGUCAAGGAACUAACCGAAUUACAAAGAAUUCAAAGAAAAAAUCUGUGGUUCAAACUUAGCCCAUUACAUACAGCAAACGUGAACCAGUUGAUUCUAAACUGGGUGGAAAAUGGAAAAGAAGUGGGAACAAAAUUCGUAUUGAUGGACAUGCAUGGUCCACUUGGACUACAAUUAUGGGAUAGUAGAAUCACUGAAUUUCUGGAUGAAUUGAAGGAAAUCAAUACAAGAUUCCUCCCAAGGUUGCCUCGAUUCUCGAUUCCAAUUAAUCAGAGAUCAAAAAUACUUUGCUAUGGAAUUAAAACAGAACAUGACGGAAAGAGCGUACAACAACUUAUAAUUGAAGUCGUGGAUUCUACUACGCCAGAAUGA
Caenorhabditis remanei is the source of this 930-nucleotide messenger RNA. RefSeq lists its product as uncharacterized. The transcript is spliced from 3 exons. NCBI's taxonomy places the organism in Eukaryota, Metazoa, Nematoda, Chromadorea, Rhabditida, Rhabditidae. The record is from RefSeq and is a predicted model, not a curated record. Bases 1 to 930 code for a protein of 309 amino acids.